Messenger RNA from Salvelinus namaycush (lake trout), 4428 nucleotides. RefSeq names its product tubby-related protein 3-like. Gene Ontology annotation, biological process: protein localization to cilium. Lineage: Eukaryota; Metazoa; Chordata; Actinopteri; Salmoniformes; Salmonidae. Bases 641 to 2167 code for a protein of 508 amino acids. The record is from RefSeq and is a predicted model, not a curated record. The transcript is spliced from 12 exons. Gene Ontology annotation, cellular component: cilium.
GGUAAAUCAAUCAUGGAAGAUAAUACCAAGCACAAACUAAAAUGCAUAUUUUUCACAACUUGAAAUGUAGCGAACUAUUCUAUUUUUUCUUGUCAGGAAUCAAGCAGAGUUAAACGCUUAUCAUUAAUAAUUUGGGUAUCGUUUUAUCACGAAAAGGAAGCAUGAGCUAGCUGGUCAGUGAAUUGUAGCUAGGAAAACACCAUCGAUUGUUAGCUAGCUAGCGUGCUUGUUAAUAACGGUAAAACAGAAAGAACACAAUUCGUCAUGGAUUGCUCGUAAACUUUGUGAUUAAUGUUUUGUAACAGGAAUGUGUUUGAAAAUGAGAGAGUAUUUUUUGAUUUUAACUUGCUAGCUAGCUAUAACGUUCCAUCUGAAAAUUGUCAAAAUUGUAUGAACAUGUAUGUUGACAACGGAGCUAUAACGACGUUAUAAACAUCUAGCAAGGCUCAAGCCUGGAAUAUGUUGGGUUGCUAACGUUACAUUAUUGCGUCACGAAAGCCAUCAGAUAGGGAAUAUAUUACACUCGAUUUCUCGAGUUACUGUGGCUUUGUCAUAGGAGCUUGCGCCAUUGUCCUUGGAGACGGAACCGCAGAAAUGUGGGUACUAUAGCAGCUUGCUAAAAAAUACAGUAUUAGGGCCUAUGAGGGGGGCAAUCUUGGCAACAUCACUCGGCACGGUCACCACCAAAGAAGUCUCCCGAAACGGAAGAAGUGACAGGAUGAACAACAUCAACAAAAGCAGACCCUCCAGCUCCGCCAGCUUCUCCUCUACCUCAACAGCAAGUGCCCUUGAUGAUGACAGCACCAGCCUCAGGCAGCAGAAGCUGGAAAAGCAGAGGGCGCUGUUGGAGCAGAAGCAGCGGCGGAAGCGGCAGGAGCCUCUGAUGGUGCAGCCCAACCCAGAGGCCCGGCCCAGGCGCUCCAGGCCUCGGCGCAGUGAGGAGCAGGCCCCGCUGGUGGAGUCACGCCUCAGCAUCACCAGCGAUGUCAUCAUGGACGGUAUCGACGGCCCUGCUGCCUUCAUGGGCUCUGAGGCCCCAGACCUGGGCGCCAAGAUCCAGAUUCUGUCGGUGAGCAAGUCCCAGCCCCUGUCCCUGUCCCAGCCGCUGCACCAGUCUCCCCUCGCCGAGGAGCCUGACCGGGACGGGGACACGGAGACUCUGCUGGAGCCCAAGACGGACAUCCACGAGCUGCUGCAGAAACGAGGUCUGUCAGGCAGUAUGAACUACGAAGAGGCCAGUGAGGAUGAGGAACACGGUGACGAAGACCGGACACGCUCGCUGUCCCCCAACCCAGAGUCAACCCGGCCUGCGUCUGCCUCCAGCACAAAGUCCAACACAGAGUACGUGACACCGGGGUCGCCCACGGCGGAGAGCGCCCUGAUCGAAGUGGACAACCUGGAGGAGUUUGUGGUGCGUCCCGCCCCCCGUGGCAUCACCGUCAAGUGCCGCAUAUCCCGGGACAAGAAGGGAAUGGACCGCGGCCUAUACCCCACCUACUUUAUGCACAUGGAGAGAGAGGACGGCAGGAAGCAGUUUCUUCUGGCUGGGAGGAAGAGGAAAAAGAGCAAGACGUCCAACUACCUGAUCUCAGUGGACGCCACGGACCUGUCACGCGAGGGAGAGAGCUUCAUGGGGAAACUGAGGUCUAACCUGAUGGGGACCAAGUUCACGGUGUAUGACCAAGGCACCAACCCCUGUAAGAACCCUGGAGCUCUGCUGGAGGAGAGCAACACACGACAGGAACUCGCAGCCAUCUGCUAUGAGACCAACGUUCUGGGGUUCAAAGGUCCCCGCAAGAUGACCGUCAUCAUCCCAGGCAUGAACAUGAACUUUGAGAGGGUCCCCGUCCGUCCAAACAGUGAGCAGGACAGCCUUCUAAGUAAGUGGCAGAACCACUCAGUGGAGAACCUGAUUGAGCUGCACAACAAGGCCCCUGUGUGGAACGACGACACCCAGUCCUACGUGCUCAAUUUCCACGGCCGCGUCACACAGGCCUCUGUCAAGAACUUUCAGAUCGUCCACGACAACGAUCCGGACUACAUCGUAAUGCAGUUUGGUAGAGUGGCCGAGGACGUAUUCACCUUAGACUACAACUACCCCAUGUGUGCCCUGCAAGCCUUCGCCAUUGGCCUGUCCAGUUUUGACAGCAAACUGGCCUGCGAGUGACCAACUCCAUCACGACUCCUAACUCGCCAUUCCCUCCAUGGCCCUUUCAACCCACUCCCUGCCCCUCCAAAACAACGCCAACUCCACAACACCGCCCCUCCACCUCACCGUCACAGGAUUCAGCACCUUCCUUGUACAGUCAGCAGUCAGCUCACCAGCAGUCUGCCACUAUGGAAAUAAUCAUGAACUAUGACCUCUCACCCCUUCGUGGUACAUCCAAUCAUGGCACUCGAAUCAUGCUGACUUGGAGAGCGGAUGAAGAGAGUGGGUGUGUGAGAGGACAAAAGCAAGUAGAUUUGGGCGGAGAAUAUAGGAUUUUCCUUAUCGGCAGAAAAAUGAAAUUACCAUCCACAAAGGGAAACUUGUCAAAUCAUCAAGGCACCUUUGUUUUUAUUUGUAUUUAUCUCUGUAGUUCUGUUUCAAUGAGUUUGUAUUGCUUUUUGUUGCGUUAGCUGUUGUAUAUUGGUGAUUUUAUGUGUAUUGAAAUUGAUUGAAAGGGAAAAAGGACACCAAGCAUCAUAGCCCAAAGUGUCGUGGGCACUUCCUGUUAGGGACAGGACUUCUAACACAGACUAGACCAGGUCACAGGAGAUGGUGUCUGAUUUAUUUCAGAUUUUAAUGUUUUAUAGGCCUCAACACAUGUCUGAUGAACUUAUGAGUUUUUAGCAGAUGCUUUUAAAGUUGCCUUUAAUGUUGAUUCCAAGUGUCAUUUUACUCCAUUUGACAUUCUGUUGCCUUCCACAAUCACUGUUGUGCGAUUCUUUUUUUGCAGCAUCAAGAUGUUCAAUAACUCUAACGUUAAACUAUUUCAACCCUUUUUUAUUUUCUUCCUCUUGAAGAUGAAUUUCUCGUAAUCACAUUUAUUUGCCUGCAUAUCCAUCCAAUGUGUCCUCAUCUGUUUUUUGUUUUAAAAACACACGUUAGUAAAAGUAUCUCAGUAGCAUUCUGAGGAGUUUGGAACGGAACAUUUCUUACUGCAAUUCCUUUGUACAUGUCAUUUUGUGAUGUCUUAGCCCCAUGUCAAGUUAAAACCUCACGGGAAAGUCAAUAGAGUUGCCCAGCAAGCACGAUUAAAGGAUUUUAUUAUAGUUUUAUAUAAGAUAUGUCUUAAUGUUUGGACAUAUGGCUCAUUGUCAAAUAUCAUGAAAUGUCAGUCCUAAAUGUCAUUUCAAUGUGUGGAAUACAAAAGAGUUAGCCUGGAAUCCAAACAAUAGAGGAAUAUUCCGUUUGGAUUCCAAGUCACCCUGUACUCAGUCUACAUUAUAUGCCAAAUUUAUCUACCCAUUUAAAAUGACACCAGAUUGGAUAAUAACACUACAUUAUAUAUGUACUGUAACUGGAAGUGCUACUCUGUUCAGCAGACUACACUUGUACUGUACCAUGAAGUCAUUGAUAACCCACUGGGCAAGAACUGGUUGGAUCAACGUAGUUUCCACGUCAUUUCAACCCCAACAUUUGAGGUGAUGACUUUGAAUCAACGUGGAACACUGAUUGGAUUUGCAAAAAGGAAUUGCGUCUUUUUUUUAACCCAACUUUUAAAUCCAAUGGCUGGGUCAAAUGUUUGGUUGAUUUCACGUUGGUUGACAACUCAACCAAAUGUAAAUCAAAACUAGACGUUGAACUGACGUCUGUGCCCAGUGGGAAAUUACUUUUGGGGCAACAUUUAAGGUGCAAAAUAGUUCAAAUCUGUGCAAAAAUAAAUAAAAAGGUGAGCAUAGAAAGUUAUUUAAGUAGAGUUUUAAGUACACUGAAAAAUGCAUAAAUAGUGGCCUUUUUUACAACGCUCGUUGCUGAAGAAAAGUUUCAAAUUACAUCACAAUGCCAGAUUAUUACUUUUACAGUAUUUUUUGCACAGGUUUAAACUAUUUUGCACCAUGAAGAAGUCCCCCUUGAUUAAAGUUUCAGCUGGAUGGAUGUGCUAUAGAGAUGAUUCUGUCCAGUACUGUGAUUCUUGUUCUUGGAGGAUUAGGAACAUUCCUGGGUAACCUGCAGGAUGCAUUUGAUUUCUGUCCAAACAAGACAAACACUGAUUAUGUGUGACAGUGUCGGGAAACAAAGUUAAUUCACAAGAUGUACUGUUUGAAAGAGGGAAAGUGUUUGUUUUUACAAAAUAUAUUAAAGCGAGAAAUAUAACGUUUUACUACAAGAUACUUAUGGGGAAAUGCAUGCCAUUGAUAACUUAACUUUCUGACAAUUUUGGGGGGAUUGAAUUUCAGAAAUAUGACUGUAAAUAGAAUAAAUUCAAGAUAUUGUAAAGUGAA